AUGUCUAACGAAUAUGAAUCAAAAAUAUUGUUUGCUAUUUACCGUCUAUAUAAGUCUGAAUAAAUUAAUGAAGAACAAAGAGGAGAACUAAAAGAUCUACUAAUAACAAAGAAUAAUCAAAUUAUGAAUCUUCUUGAACCCUACGAAGAAGCCUUAUUAACAAUAUUCGAUAACCAUUCCGAUGCAACGUCGUUAUGCAGUUAAAAAUCAUACAAAAAUUUGAGACCAUCUAAACUAGAUAUUAGACCUGCUUAUAGAAAGUCUUUGCAAGAUAUCUCUUAGAGUAUCAAUCAUUAGAGUUUGUCAACUAUGUUCAAAAAGAAAAAGUUCGUUAAUUGA
Molecule: messenger RNA, 339 nt
Organism: Paramecium tetraurelia
Lineage: Eukaryota; Ciliophora; Oligohymenophorea; Peniculida; Parameciidae
Exons: 2
Source: RefSeq, a predicted model, not a curated record